This is a messenger RNA of Paramecium octaurelia, 270 nucleotides long. The record is from the annotation of a GenBank genome assembly. NCBI's taxonomy places the organism in Eukaryota, Ciliophora, Oligohymenophorea, Peniculida, Parameciidae.
AUGAUUUUGUUCCUAGUUUAUGGAUUAUCCAUUGAACAAAAUUGCUCAUUUUUGGGAAAAGGUAAUUGAAUUUUAUUUUUAUCACCCUCAAAUUAGCAGAAAUUGUAGGUCUUGCAAAAGAUAACAGUUGAAAAGUUGGUUUCAGAAUAUCGUUUAUUACAAACAGUUUAUUCGCUUUUCAAAAUGGACAAGAAAGUUCCUUCAAUUUUUAAUCCACAAAUAAAGCAGAGUAAUUUCAAUAUAAAAAGAAAUAGCUUUAAAAGGAGAUGA